Dothidotthia symphoricarpi CBS 119687 is the source of this 720-nucleotide messenger RNA. RefSeq lists its product as uncharacterized. The record is from RefSeq and is a predicted model, not a curated record. Gene Ontology annotation, biological process: positive regulation of DNA-templated transcription, elongation; mRNA export from nucleus. Bases 1 to 720 code for a protein of 239 amino acids. NCBI's taxonomy places the organism in Eukaryota, Fungi, Ascomycota, Dothideomycetes, Pleosporales, Dothidotthiaceae. Gene Ontology annotation, cellular component: THO complex part of transcription export complex. Gene Ontology annotation, molecular function: mRNA binding. The transcript has 2 exons.
AUGGUCGAUUCACAACUCCUCGAUACAACACCGGACGAAGCGAUGCCUGUCGACCUAUCUACCUUCGACAUCGCAAGUCUGGUCAAAACACCGCACAAUGCCCGCGUCUACCAGGAGGUGCAGAAGCUCAAGGCUAUGAUCAACGAGCUUGUGGAUUACCAGAUCGCGCAUCCUCAAAACCCGAUGUCCGCUUCACGCGAUGAGAUCGACGGCGCAAAGAAGACGAAGCGCGAAGUCGAGAAGAAAGAAAAGUACAUUCGCGCGCAGUUGUCUAUUAUCAAGACGCUAUAUCGCCAGAGCGUGAUGAAGGUGCGCGAAGAGAAGGCGAAUACUGCAGACGACAGGGCGGUCAAUGAUGCUUUGAUCCUGGGUCUGCACAAUCUUAAGUAUGAGGAACAGUCGCUGAGGUCUGAAAUCUCGGCUGCUGAGAAUUACGAUCACAAGUACAUGAAACUCCCUCUUAUCCCCGCUGAGGAUUUUCUCGAACAAUUCCCCGAGCAUAGCGAUUCAUCUGAACAUGACCUUAUGACGGCGCGUAUCGAACACGAGCAUCAGGUCCGCCUCAAGUUAGAGGAGCGUCGACAAGAAAAGCUCAAGCAGAAGCAGAAGCUGAUUGCAGAAGUCAAGAAGGGCAAGGAUGAUCUUACGAAGCUAGAUACCAUGGUCGAGAAGUUUAUUGAGGAUGCGGAGCCGAUUAAGAAGGUGCUGGCAACCGAGUAA